ACAGCCCCACACAGAAGCACACACAAUUAUAGAGAGAGAGAGGGGUAAAGAUUUCUAGAAAGAGAAAGAAGAAGAUGGAUAGAGGUGCUGAUUCUUCCUCCACUACUACUACUACAUCUGCUUCAAGUGCUAAUAAUAAUGGCGGAACGGAUGCUAUAUUGAAGAAUCUUAGCAAGAUUUCUCAUAAGAUUUCUAAGCCUGUUCGGAGGCCACCGGUGUACGAGAAUCAGAGCCUUCUCAGUUCUCAGAUUAUUAAUGAUGUCGCGCCGCCGCAGCCUGCGGCUGCGCCGCAGCAGCCGCCGGUUUAUAAUAUAAAUAAAAGUGAUUUUCGCGAUGUGGUUCAGAAGCUCACCGGAUCUCCGGCGCAUGAGAGGAUGGCUACGCCGUCGCCCAUUCACCAGCCGAAGCCGCCGAGUUCGCGGCUGCAGAGGAUUCGCCCGCCGCCGCUCGCGCAAAUCGGAAACCGACCGCCGCCGUUGAUGAACGUUGCCGGCGGGCCUCUUCCUCCUCUUCAGCCGCUCCCCACCAAUCAGAUUCUGGGCGGUGGAGGGUUUAUCGGCGAUCAGCGCCCCUUUUCCGGCGUUCAAGCUCAGCCGCCGUCUCCCUUGCCGCCGUUUCCGGCGGUUCAUGGGGCGGCGGAGUCUCCGAUUUCCGCCUACAUGAGAUUCCUCCGCGGCUCCGUCUCCGGCGCCGCCAUAGAUUCCGAUCCCAAGCGAUUCUCCUCCGGUCUCUCCCCGCUCGCUCCUCUCGAUUCCCCGCGGUGGACCGGCCCUGCUCCGCCGCCGCCGCAGCUGCAGAACAUUCCUCCACAGCCAUCAUUUCCGGCGUUGCCGUCAUCCCCACUCCCCUUCGGGUGCUUGCCGUCGCCGAGGUCUUCUUACCCGCUGCUCUCUCCGUCCGGUCAACUAGGGUUCCAGCAGCUACCCCUUUCGCCGACAGUUCCAGUCCCCAGCCCAACCUGGAAGGGCAUUUGAGUAAUUUCACCUCAGUACAAACAAAAUCCCCAAAAAGGUAAGAACUUUAAUUAGGGUCUUGAAAAAAAUUCAAUCUUUUUCACAAUGGGUAUAUCGUAUAUGGUAUAUUAGCUUGAAACAUGUACAUUUGGUGAGAUGAAUCCAAAUAUUACCAAUCUGAAAAUAGGUGGUUCUUUUGUAAAUGGAUGUUAAGGACAGUGAAAAACAACCUUGUAUUCCUUCUUCUCAGUCAAACAUUUGUUUCUUAGUGGAAUAGUAUUGUCAUGGAUAUUUUGGGAGAAAAAGACCUGAUUUUUGAUCUGUUUGAUUGUAACAUGUGUCAGAGCUUCAAUUA
Molecule: messenger RNA, 1308 nt
Organism: Ipomoea triloba (trilobed morning glory)
Lineage: Eukaryota; Viridiplantae; Streptophyta; Magnoliopsida; Solanales; Convolvulaceae
Product: VQ motif-containing protein 9-like
Exons: 1
Coding region: 75-974 (299 amino acids)
Source: RefSeq, a predicted model, not a curated record